Molecule: messenger RNA, 2456 nt
Organism: Phasianus colchicus (ring-necked pheasant)
Lineage: Eukaryota; Metazoa; Chordata; Aves; Galliformes; Phasianidae
Source: RefSeq, a predicted model, not a curated record
UUCAUCUUCCCGCGGCCUCACAUCCUCCCGCCGGGAGCCCCGCGGGCGCAGCACCGCCCGGCCGCCCCCUCCCUUCGCCUCCCGGCAGGACGAUGCCGAGCCUCGGCGCUCCGCGGCCCACGGGCGCCCGCCGCGGCCCGCGCGCUACCAACGGUCCGCCGCGUGCGAGCCCCGCCCCGGCGAGAGGGAGGGCGGGAAGGCGCCGCCCGGCGGGGAAUGACAGAAGCAAGAGGGGGGUCUGGAUGAAGUGCUCUGCUCUGCUGCAGUGUAUGGGUUGCACAGGCAGAGCACUUACCUUUGUACAGACCACUGACAUGCUCCUAAGCCCUUUGUUGCAACAAAAAGUAAGAUUUUUCUUCUCUGAGGAUAAAGUGAUGGCUGAGAUGAGUAAUAGUAAUUUCAGCAAAACAACCACUAUUCAGCAGGCAGUGUCCUCUUGCUGCGGAGCUAUAAUUACAUCAUUGUUUGUAACUCCUCUUGAUGUUGUCAAAACUCGACUGCAAGCCCAAAGCAAUCCGUUCCCCAAAGGAAAAUGUUUUGUAUACUCCAGUGGCCAGAUGGAUCAUACGUGUGUUUGUGAGAAUGGAGAUGGUAAGGCAUGCUAUAAAAGAAAUGGGCAUUUCAAAGGGACAUUGGAUGCUUUUGUGAAAAUUAUUCAAAUAGAGGGAAUUAAGUCUCUCUGGAGUGGACUUUCCCCGACGCUAAUAAUGGCCCUUCCUACCACAGUAAUCUAUUUUACCUGCUAUGAAAAACUGAGUGAAGCUCUGAGGUCUAGACUAGGAGAGGAUAAUGACCACAUUCCACUUGUUGCAGGUUCCUUAAGCAGAUUUGGUUCAGUUACUGUAGUGAGUCCUUUGGAGCUGAUCAGAACUAGAAUGCAGUAUCACACGUUGUCCUACAAGCAACUGCACUUGAGCAUCAGGAGUAAAGUGGCCAGAGAUGGGUGGCUUUCCUUGUGGAGAGGCUGGAGCACUACUGUUCUGAGAGAUGUACCUUUCUCAGUGUACUGGUAUAAUUAUGAACGUUUCAAGAAGAUGAUGUGCAAGAGUGCUGGUGCACGUGAACCAACCUUUUUUAUUGCUUUUACUGCAGGAGCAGCAUCGGGCUCUAUCGCAGCUGUCGUAACUCUGCCAUUUGACGUAGUGAAAACACAUAGGCAGACUGAACUUUGGGAGAGUGAGACUUUACAAAAUCCACAGAGGGACUGUGCAUCUACCUGGGCAGUUAUGAGGAAAAUUGUUGCUAAAAAAGGGAUUGCUGGAUUAUUUGCUGGUAUUACUCCACGGCUGUUUAAAGUUGCUCCUUCUUGCGCCGUAAUGAUCAGCACAUAUGAAUAUGGGAAGGCUUUCUUCAAACAUUUAAAUGAAGAGACAAACCAGCAUCCUUAAGUCUCCUUCAUCCAAUUGCAUGAAGUCAAAAUACAUGGAGAAACUUCAUUUUUUCACUGUUUCACAAAGCAUAAAUUGGAUUUUUUUUUCUCCCUUAAGAAAAAUACAUGGCCUUGAAAUUGUUACUGAAAAUUUUGUGAGUUCUCUCUUGCUGCUACAGAGAGAAGAAAAAAGAAAAGAGGCACUUGGACUGUUCCUCAAUGAUGAUUAAAAAGGAAAAAAAUAAGCCUGGCCAGAAUGAUGAAGAAUAACAACUGCCAGUCUUAAUCUUCAGUCUGACUAAAUAUUUUGUUGGAUGUUUAAAAUAAUGUUUAGACAAUACUGUAGGUAGACCAAGGAAGGGACAUCUCCAUAAGGAGGCUGAUAGAGAGUAAAUUCAAUAAGGAUGUUUAAGCUUGCUUAAUACCUUUUCAAUUGUGUGAAUGUUUAUUUGCAGCUCCAUAAUUUGUGCAAAUGGAUACUUUUGAUUUUCAGGUUUAUUUAUAACAAGAAGUGUUUCAGGUCAAGCUGGAAAAAACACAUAGCGGCUAUUAGAAUCCCAGAGAACAUCGUGAAUACAUUGCCAGGUGCUGCAGUGGCUUUUUAGUUCAAGACAAUAUUCCUAGUGCACGCUUUUACUGGGAAACACAACAUUCCAGAACAUUCACACAUUUGUGACUCCCCAUAACACCUUGAAGGUCCCAGAAAAGCUUCAAGACAGAGCCAGGCUCCCUUCCAGGGAGCAUUCCCCAUGCAUAGUUUGCAUAGACAGCAGUCUUAUUCUAUCUGAAGAAGGUAUCCCAGUGUGUGUGUCGCCUUGGUAAAAAUUCAGCACACACUGAAAAUGCCUUAGUUGUGGGGAAAGACAUUAGGCAAGAAGUUUACAGCAUAUGGUGCAGGCAAGACCUCUUGCCAUGGUAGACAUUUGACACUGUUCCCCCCAUUGUGAUUAUAGAAGUAAGUUUACACCUUAUUUUAAGCUUCUAUAGUCAAAAGAGCCAAGAGAGCCAAAAGACAAAAAGCCAUAACAGCAGAUUUUGGGCUACAUAUGGAAUACAGCAACAACAACAUCUCUCUGUUGUCUGAGAA